AUGGGGCUGAGUCGGGUACGGGCCGUUUUCUUUGACCUGGAUAACACACUCAUCGACACGGCCGGCAGCAGGAGAGGCAUGUUGGAGGUAAUAAAGCUCUUACAAUCAAAAUACCAUUAUAAAGAAGAGGCUGAAGUCAUCUGUGAUAAAGUUCAAGUUAAACUCAGCAAGGAAUGUUUUCAUCCCUACAGUACAUGUAUUACAGAUCUGAGGACUUCGCACUGGGAAGAAGCAAUCCAGGAAACAAAAGGUGGUGCUAACAAUAGGAAACUGGCUGAAGAAUGUUACUUCCUGUGGAAGUCUACGCGCUUACAGCAUAUGACCCUAGCGGAAGAUGUCAAAGCCAUGCUCACUGAACUUCGAAAGGAGGUCCGCCUGCUCUUGUUAACAAAUGGGGACAGACAGACACAGAGAGAGAAGAUUGAGGCUUGUGCUUGUCAGUCCUACUUUGAUGCUAUUGUUAUAGGUGGAGAGCAGAAAGAAGAGAAGCCAGCACCUUCCAUAUUUUACCACUGCUGUGAUCUCCUUGGAGUACAGCCUGGGGACUGUGUGAUGAUUGGUGACACAUUAGAAACUGAUAUACAAGGAGGCCUUAAUGCAGGGCUGAAAGCAACAGUAUGGAUAAACAGAAGUGGAAGAUUGCCAGUGACAUCAUCCCCCAUUCCACACUAUGUGGUUUCUUCUGUGCUAGAAUUACCUACUCUCUUACAAAGUAUAGAUUGCAAAGUCAGCAUGUCAGUUUAAAGCACAUAAAAGGCAUGAUUGCAAAGUUUAAAAGGUUGGAACUAAGAAAAGGCAUUCCAUAUAUUAUGGUCCAGUUCUGAGAACAAUUUGACUUAGAAAUUCAUGGCCGUUUUAUAAAGGUCCUCUCAAUCUAACUGCUUUUGACCAGUAACCAUAGACUUGUAUUUUUAUCUGAAAACCUAGAAUGCAUUAAUACAAGUCACUUUUAGUAGUGUAGUCCCGAAAACUUGGGAAGUAGAAUAUUUGUUAGUCUGUGACUUGAGAUUUUUAAAAAUUAUUUUAAUUAUCUUUUAAUAUCUUAGCUUCAGAAUACCAAAUGGAAUCUUACACAUGGCUACACAGGUACAGAUUGCAUGGCUUAGAAAUAGAUAUUUUUAAAUAAAUGUUCUAAAACAUAGAUGACAGAGAUCAGAGCAAUAAGGUCUGGUUAAUAUGAAAUAAGUACUAAAUCAUGCAAACCAAGGGGUUUCAUAGUGAAAUUACUUUUGCACAUUUUUUUAACAUAAACCAUAUUUUUUGCCUACUUUAGGUGUGUAUGUUCUUUUCUAUUAUGAAUCUAAUUUUUCUGCAUGACCUUUUUUCGGUGGGUUGUGUUUCUGUGCUGUGUAUAUGACAAGUAGAUUGCUUCAGUUACAAAAAAAAAAAAAAAAAA
Molecule: messenger RNA, 1396 nt
Organism: Castor canadensis (American beaver)
Lineage: Eukaryota; Metazoa; Chordata; Mammalia; Rodentia; Castoridae
Gene: Nanp
Product: N-acetylneuraminic acid phosphatase
Biological process (GO): N-acetylneuraminate biosynthetic process; dephosphorylation
Molecular function (GO): N-acylneuraminate-9-phosphatase activity
Source: RefSeq, a predicted model, not a curated record